This is a messenger RNA of Porites lobata, 1245 nucleotides long. Lineage: Eukaryota; Metazoa; Cnidaria; Anthozoa; Scleractinia; Poritidae. The record is from the annotation of a GenBank genome assembly.
AUGACACUCAGUAUCCUAGUGACGAUCUCCGAGGUGACAACACUUUGCUUUAUUUGCUUGGCAGCUUCUAUAGGAAACGUGAGUUUAUUCCUUAUCGUCUACAAGAACCCGAAUCUUCGCACAAUCACCAACAUGUUUAUUUUAAACCUGGCUGCCGCCGACAUCUUGGUGUCAAUGCUAAGCAUGCCAGUUACCAUAAUAACAAUUGUCAAUGGUUGUUGGGUCUUCGGACACACAGCUUGCGUGGUGCUCGGAUAUUUCACGAUGUUAUCGUUCAUAGCGUCCGUAAUGUCUCUCGGCAUGAUCGCCAUCAACCGUUAUUUUUACAUCGUCAAGUGGAACACAUACACCAUCAACUUUACAAAGACAAAAGCGUUGCUCUACGCAGCAGGCGUCUGGUUUGUCUCAAUGUCUCUGGCAUCCCCUCCACUGUUAGGUUGGGCAGAAUAUCGCUUCAUCCCGGGAAAAUCCUACUGUUUCGUUUACUGGCCCUCGAACGUGUACUUCAUGUAUUUUAUGAUUACAGUUUGCUUCUUUGGUCCUCUCUCGGUUAUGGCUUUUUCUUACUAUAAUAUUUUGAAUUUUACCAAAAACAUUAGAAUUAAAGUUUCGAGGAAUAAUCUUACUCCUAACCCCCGGCUGCUGGAGACUCAGGGAGUAAAUGAAAUGCAGAGUAAGUUAGCCCCAUGCAUCGUUAAGCUCGACAGUGAUGAGAAUGUUCAUCACAAAAUUGAAGUGCAAAAUUACGAUAACCCAAAUAUUAUUGAAGUCUACAACAACUCAAACAGUGUCGAAGACGGCUGCAACGUUAACGAAGCUGAAGUACUAGAAACAAUGGAAAACAAGUCUCCUCUGACGCGUUUCAAUUCUCAUCCGAGUGGCAAAUCGAAAUCCCAGAAGCCUCGACUGACACCGGACGAAGAGAAGAUGACGAACACUUUCCUUCUUGUUCUUGCCUUGUUCAUAAUUUGCUGGGCACCUUUCGCAAUAACCAUGUUUUUUGAUGUGUACUAUCCACGACCCUUGCCUCGCCCCAUAGACACUAUUUCAUUGCUACUUGGUUAUCUAAACAGUAUGUGUAAUCCUGUUUUGUACGGAAUGCGUAAUUCAGCUUUCAAGCAAGGAUUUGUAAACCUGUACUCUUGGUUUAUUCCCGAACAAUUCAGACAUAGGUAUUCCGGGCACAAAGUGGGCCCCCAAAUGAAAACAAACCCGCGCUCUCAAGACGCGGAGGAGACAAGUUGA